AUGAAGCGUAAUGUGCUUGCAUACUUGGGUUACAGAACGUUAGUCGAAGAAGACAUGACUCUGGAUGUCCUUCAGGGUAUACUGGUGAUUAUUGCUUGGGCACAAAAGUGUCAUGUUGAUAAUAGCCAGGUCAUUAACUUGGCGUACCUUGCAUUGGGAUAUGCGCAUAACUUGGGGAUCACUCAAGAUACUUCACUAUUUUCCGCGCAGAAGAGUGACCCCGAAUUCCCUGACACCGAAAGGGUGAACCGUAAAGAAGAUCCUUUUUCAAUAGAGAAGAAGCGCACCCUUCUUGGUCUCUACUGUGUACUAUCGAUCCAAUCCGCAAGACAAUCGCGGCCAAAUCCGUUACAGACACCAUACAUCGAGGAUUGUCUCAAAACAAUCGCCCAAGCCGAAUCCUCACCUUCGGACUCUGUAGCAGAGCACAUUGUCCGUCUCAUUCAGAUGAGCGAAAGACUCUCAGAAGGGUUUGGCGAGCCACAUGAACGUACACUGUCCAGGCCGUAUGCUUUCCUCCUCGAAGGCACUGGGAGACGUUUCCACUCCGAUCUGAGCCGCUUAUCGGAAUCAAUCGCGUAUCCCAAUCUCGCAAGCCACAGUCAGACAUUUGAGAUGCACCGCUUAUAUCUUCUUGUGCGGUUAUAUGAACCUGCGAUUAUUGUGGCUUGUCAUCCAGACGAGGGAGUGUCUCAGUUCGUUUAUCUACUAAUAUGUCUCCGCAAUUGCCUUGAAGCUAUGCAGUCUUUUUUCGAUAUCUUUCUGGACUUACCUGUUGACAUGGUUUUGCGUUGUUCGAUAGUUACUGUUGACCAAGUAUUGUUUGUCAUGUUGCAAGCGUCACAUCUGCUUCUUGUUGACAUUCCUGAUUGGGAUGCUCAGUCCGCUCGGCAGACAUUAGAUUUCGGUGCUAUAUUGAAUCGCAUGAUAGCACAUUUCGAGAAAGCAGAAGAACUGCGCAAGAUCGAGAUGAGGGUGUUUGUUGGUUUCACACAGGAAGAAGGCCGCGAAGAUGCCAUCAGCAACAUUGCCAGAAUCACGAAAGAGAUUCAGUGGUUGAAAGCUUGGUUUGAGGCCAAGAUUCAUGGGCGCCAUAUGGAAGCUGUGUCACUGGUUGAACUAGGAGAAGAUACAUCUGAAGCGCUAAUUAAACCGAAGUGGUCGGUAGGUCUCUUAGAGGAAAUGCCUUGGAACAUUGUCUCAUCUUAG
Molecule: messenger RNA, 1209 nt
Organism: Fusarium coffeatum
Lineage: Eukaryota; Fungi; Ascomycota; Sordariomycetes; Hypocreales; Nectriaceae
Exons: 3
Coding region: 1-1209 (402 amino acids)
Biological process (GO): regulation of DNA-templated transcription
Cellular component (GO): nucleus
Molecular function (GO): transcription cis-regulatory region binding; DNA-binding transcription factor activity, RNA polymerase II-specific
Source: RefSeq, a predicted model, not a curated record